AUGGAGGAAGGUGAAGGAUCCGCAGGGGCUGAAUUAAAGCGCUUAUGGUCAUCUACUAAUGCUGAGGAUUGUACGAUGCAGGAGGAAGCUGAUCACGAUUCGUACCACAAGCGUGCCAAAGUUGAGGGCCGGUCUGCUUCCAUGGAGAAAACUGUUGCAUCUUCUUCUUCUUCUUCUCGGACAGAUACUGAUAUGUUCUGCCAGAAUUUCAUCUUGAACUAUGGUCGGAAAAAUGGGAGAAAAGAUCUUGAGUUUCAUAUUGAUUUGACUGAUGACCUCUUACAUUUGGUGUUCUCGUCAUUGAAUCACGUCGACCUCUGUCUCUCUGCUAUGGUAUGUCGUCAAUGGAGAGCAGCUAGUGCUCAUGAGGAUUUUUGGAAGGUCUUGAACUUUGAAAAUAUGAAGAUUUCUAUCGAGCCAUUUGAAAACGUGUGUCAUCGCUAUCCUAAUGCCACUGAAGUGAAUGUUUUUGGCGUUCCUGAUGUUAACGCGCUCGCUCUGAAAGCAGCUACCACUUUAAGGAAUCUGGAGGUCUUAACUAUAGGAAAAGGUCAAAUCACUGAAAAAGUUUUCCAAGUAUUGAGGAAGUGUAAUAGUCUAAGAAACGUGACCAUAAAUGAGGCUCUUCUGGGAAGUGGUGCUCAAAAAAUACACCUGAGUCAUAAUAGGCUACAUGAACUUAAAUUUGAAAAAUGCAGCGUUCUGCUUUUGUCUAUCAGGUGUCCGCAGCUAAGGUCUUUAUCAUUAAAAGGAAUCAACAUGAUACAGGCGAUACUAAACUGUCCACUACUCCAACAUCUUAACAUAAGAUCUUGCUAUAAGCUCCAAGAUGCUGAUAUACGUUCAGUUGUCACUUCGUGUCCUCAACUAGAGUCGCUCGAUGUUUCUAACUGUUCAUGUGUCAGUAAUGAAACUUUGCGUGAAAUAGCUCAGGCUUGUGCUGGUCUCCGUAUUCUUAAUGCUUCAGACUGCCCCAACAUAUCUUUUGAGUCAGUACAUUUUCCCAUGUUGACAGUUCUCAAGCUUCAUAGAUGUGGGUUUAUAACAUCUGCAACUGUGGCUUGGAUUGCUAACAGUCUAGCGCUCGAGGUUUUGGAGCUUGAUAAUUGCAAGAAGUUGACAUCUGUCACGUUGCAUCUCUCCUGUUUGAAGAGUAUAAGCCUAGUAAAUUUGUGUAACAGAUUCACAGAGCUGAACUUGCAAAGCACCAAGCUUUCAUCAAUCACUAUUUCAAACUGUCCAGCUCUUAACUCAGUCACUAUCACUUCCAACGCCCUUCAAAGAUUAGAUCUCAAGAAACAGGACAAUUUGACAACAUUGGUUCUGCAAUGCCAGUCCUUGCAAGAAGUGGAUCUCUCUGGUUGUAUAUCACUGUCCAACACUGUUUGUGAUCUCGUUGAUGGAUGCCCAAUGCUGAAGUCAUUAGUUCUUGACAACUGUGAGAGCUUAACAGAAGUGCGGUUCUCUAACUCAUCGUUGUCUAGUCUGUCCCUUUUUGGCUGUUGUGAUGUCACUUCUCUUGAGUUGAAUUGCCCUCGCAUAGAGCAGAUCUGUUUGGAUGGAUGUGAUAAUCUUGAAACUGCAUUCUUCAAGCAUGUUGCGCUCCAGUCUCUAAAUCUAGGAAUAUGCUCAAAACUGAGUGUGCUUAGUAUCGAAGCGCCUUAUAUGGUGUCCCUUGAGUUGAAAGGUUGUGGUGUACUGUCUGAAGCAUCCAUCAUUUGUCCCUUAUUAACAUCUUUAGAUGCCUCUUUCUGCAGUCAACUGAAGGAUGACUGUCUUACUGCAAUCACUGCUUCUUGCCCAUUAAUUGAGUCACUGGUGCUUAUGUCAUGCUCUUCUAUUGGCUCUGAUGGCUUUUCUUCCUUGAAAAGACUCCAAAAUUUGACUCUUCUUGAUUUAUCCUACACUUCAGUGAUGAAUCUGGAGCCCAUCUUCAAGUCAUGUAUUCAACUGAAGGUACUCAUAUUACAAGUCUGCAAAGGCCUCACUGACUCAUCAUUGGAGCCUCUAUACAAAGAAGGUGCAUUGCCGGCACUUGAAGAGUUGGACCUGUCUUAUGGAACUCUUAGUCAGACUGUGAUAGAUAAUCUACUUGCGUGCUGCACCCACCUGACCCAUUUGAACUUGAACGGCAUGCAUGACCUUGAAUUUGAUUGGGGUUCAGCCAAUGUAGAAACAAGUAGCAACCGGUUACUACAAAACCUCAGCUGUGUAGGUUGCCACAAUAUCAGGAAAGUGUUGAUGCCACCUGCAGCUCGGUUUGAUCAUUUAUCAUCACUUAGCCUUUCUCAAUCAGUCCAUUUAAAGGAGGUUGAUCUCUCCUGUCCCAACCUGGUCUUACUUAAUCUAAGCAACUGUUGCUCUCUGGAAGUACUGAAACUUUGCUGUCCAAGAUUGGCUAGUCUCUUUCUUCAGUUUUGUAAAAUGGAUGAAGCAGAAGUUGAAGCAGCUAUAUCAGGAUGCAGCUCACUAGAAAUACUAGAUCUCCGUUUCUGUCCUAAGAUACCUUCAGUGAGCAUGGCGAGGUUCCAACCAGUGUGCCCUAGUUUGAAGCGCGUCGUCAGCCGUCCUAAACUUUUGCAAGAGAGGGUUUUUCAUCCAAUGUUUCGUUAUACACAACUUUAUCUGUAG
Messenger RNA from Eruca vesicaria subsp. sativa (arugula), 2631 nucleotides. NCBI's taxonomy places the organism in Eukaryota, Viridiplantae, Streptophyta, Magnoliopsida, Brassicales, Brassicaceae. The record is from the annotation of a GenBank genome assembly.